GUCUCCUAUUUCCGCCCGGUCCCUUAUUUCUCUGACAGCAACUUGGCAGAUAUGAAGCACUCACAGACACAAACCAUAAUAAAACAAAAUAAAAAUAUGGACUUCAAACCAGUUUUGGGUGAUAUAUCGACAUAUCGCCCAGCCCUAGUUCAUAAAACUCAUCUUUGCGCAUGCAAAGGCUUCGUGACGGGAUCAAAAAUCAUCUUCUGAGGUACAGGGUGGAUUUGAUUUAAAUCAAAUCAAUUUAAAUCACAAUUUAAAUCACUAGUCAUAAGACUUAAUUUAAAUUUUUUUUUUACAGAAAGACUCAUUCUUGCUGGUAUAAUCUUAAUAUUUACAACCAGAUGAAGGUUUCAUUUUUGGAACAAUAAAUUUUAGAGUAGUUUUUACAGUUAUAUCAAAAAAUACUGAUUUGGUUAUACUAUUGUUUAUACUAUUGGAAAUACAUAGACAAAUAAUUAUGAAAUUAUUGUGACGUUUAAUAAGUUAACUGUUUAUAUUUGGACAACUUUUCUGCAGCACUUUACUGGAAGGAGAAAAAUAAUCAUUUCCUUAAUAACAAUUUCAACAAUUUAUUUAACUAAAAUAAUAACAUUAUAGCAUAUGUAUCCAUGUUUGUUAACUGAUGUGGUUAAACAGUUUUUAAAAAACAAACAAACUUAGACUGAGUUUUAGCACACAUGAAAAACUUAAACAGAUCCUUAUUUCCUGAUGAAUAGCCUUUGGACUAUAAUGUAACUUAAAUAGAAAACUAUCUUUAGAAAGAUUUUCCUCCAAAAGCAUUUCAUUUUAAAAAUCCAAUUUAAAUAAUAAUUUAAAAAUCCUAUUAAUUUUUAGAAAAUAUUUGAUUUUUAUCUACCUUGCUGGGGUAUCUUCCUUUGACGGCUUUAUUAUCAAAGGCAGAUUGUAUAGGGAUUCCUCCUGGGCUCACUGAAGCGGAUUUGUCCUUUAUGAGAGCAGAAUUACAUUAAGUAAAUGCUCUGAAGGUUCCCGUCCACACAGCACUGCUUGAUUCAACCUCUGGUUACACAAACAGCCACCUGUAGCUGCCUGCAUCUUUUGAAAUGAAGGCAGCUCCCCCCAAUUAAAAUUGACAGCGUGUUUCAGAUCAUCACUGUUUCCAAGGGAACCGGCCUCGGCUUGAACGUUGUAGGAGGCAUUAACAGGAAUGAAGGGCCCUUGGUGCAUAUUCUGGAAGUUAUUCCUGGAGGAUGGCCGGCUGAGAGCUGGGGACCAGCUUGUUUCCAUUAACAAGGAGUCAUUGAUUGGAAUCACCUACGAAGAAGCAAGAAGCCUAAUCAACAGAACAAAGCUGAGAUCUAACUCCUCGUGGGAAAUCGCUUUCAUUCGACAUGGACCUCUUUCCAGUCAAGCGGAAACUGUGCCGCCCCCCUCCAGCCUGUUAACUUCGGAAAGAUACGGACUGCAGCUUCCUCCAUCUUUGUCUCCGAAUGAGAGCAUAGACUCAAAGAUGUCAAUUCUGAAUAUGGCGAAAGCCGGAUUCAAGAAGAGAGAACAAUCUCCCGCAUUUUCUGCAAACAACAGUUCCGCUGAUGCCUCUGCUGGGGCUGCUCGCCCCACGUGGAGCGAUGAUUAUGGACCACAAAGAAGGAAGAUUUCCCUAAACCCCACUGUUCGUCUCCAAGCAGAUAAACUAGAGAUGGCUCUGAAUUAUCUCGGGAUUCAACCCACGAAAGAACAGCAAGAAAUCCUAAGGCAGCAGCUACCAAAGGAUCCUAAAGGAACAGUGUCUUUUGGAGAUUUUGUCCAGGUGGCAAGAAACCUAUUCUGUUUGCAGCUAGAUGGGGCAGGUGGUGCCCAAGGACAAGCAGCAUUUAAUCCCCACGAAAUUGCCCAAUUACUAGAUUCACAGUUUGUCUCCUGUGAUCCUUUGGAAAGAGAGGAAUUGGAAGAACUUAAGAAAGAGAGAAGUGAGGCCUUACAAGAAAUAUGCAAAUUGAAGGAAGAGUUGGCCGAGUCCGAACAUAGGAGAAAACAGCUGGCUGAAGAGCUGCAAACUGCCAAACAAGAAGCCAAGGCAUCAGUGGAGGAAGCGAGAGGCCUGCGUAGCAGAAUCCAUCUUGCAGAAGCUGCGCAAAAGCAAGCUAGCGGCAUGGAAAUGGACUACGAGGAAGUAAUCCACCUGCUUGAGGUAGAAAUUGCAGAUCUGAGGGCUCAGCUCGGCGAUCAUUGUGGUCAAAAUAAAGACAGCAUCCAAGAUUUAAGGAAGAGGAUUACAGUGCUCGAUUGCCAGCUGAGAAAAUCCGAAACUGCCAAGAAGAUGUUUGAGGUGGCAACUGAAAAGCUGCUGCAGUUUGUUGAGGUUGUGCCGGAAGUGCUGUCGGAUACCUCUACUUCAUUGACCAAUUUAAGUGACAGCAAAGCCACGUUCUCCUCUAAAACACUCAUUGCACGCCUGGGACGGAAUGGACGCACUCUGCCAGCAUCUCUUGCAGCAGAAGCGAAGGAACUUACUAAAUCUGUCCGUGCCAUUCUAGAAGCAGACUGUCUGCCUUACGGUUGGGAAGAGGCCUAUACAGCAGAUGGAAUCAAGUACUUCAUCAACCACGUGACUCAGACAACUUCUUGGAUCCAUCCUGUCACCCACGUACUGGCCUUGCCACGCUCCGAAGAGAACGAGGAGGAGGAUAGCUUCAGAGAGCUUCCAGAUCUCAAAGGCUGAGAACAUCGACUGGCAAAAAACAGAUGCAAAUGGUGGUAUCAUCGCAAUUGUCAAGAGAUGACCUACUUCCAAUAGUCUAGCUCCCAUGAACUAGUUCCAUCUGAAACAAUUUAUCAACGUUGCUCUCGCUUGUGUAGUCUGCCAGCUAAAUAAGUCGCAGUCUGCGUCAACGGACUUUCUCUGGUGUAUAGAUAAACCCAGCCGCACAGAUCAAGCACCUGUGAUGAUUUGCAGCAAGUAUUGCAAGCCCACUGGGGUUUUUUUAAUUUAAAAAAACGGCAAUUCACACCUGCUUCUCCGCCUAAUACUAUUGAUCCUUUGUAUAUCUAUAGCCUGUACAUAUAAAAGGCAAUCCCCAACAUUCCACCAGUUUUUUUUUGCUCAUGUAUGAGUCAAUGGUUGCCAUUCAUGGAGAAAAGUAAAGCAAUACAAUUGCGGGCAAAGUCGUGGCUUGCGCAAAAUCUGCCCUCUGCCCCUGAUGCUGUGACCCAGCCCUCGGUGACAGUGGUUUUUGGCAGAUUUUGGGGGUUCUGCCAGAGCGGAUGACGCUCGUCCACUUUUUCUUCCAGCUGGAUCAGCAGAGGAAGGCUUUAAGACGACAGAAUCUGCUGGAGUUAUCAAGAGACGAUGGAAACACAGAGGUGUUCAAGCUUGUUUCAACAGAUCAAGAGAGUAUCGGCUUAAUGACUCAGCAGCAUACUUCUUCAAUGAUUUGGACAGGAUAGCCCAGACUAGACAUUCCUCUUCUCCCAGGCCUUUGGCGAAUUAAACAAUCUAUGGCCUAUUAAACUGUAGGGAGGGAGGGGUUAUUGUUUUUGUUUGUUGUUAUGCUACCUAUUUUUGUGUUCUUAUAUUGUACACCGCCCUGCGAUCUUCGGAUGGAGAUUUUCAUCAUUCACCAUUUUGCUAGGGGAAGACCCAGAGUCUCAGUGGGUCGCAGGGCUGCGCAAUACAGUGGUACCUUGGUUCUCAAACUUAAUCCGUUCCGGGAUUCUGUUCGACUCCAGAAACCAUUUGAAAACCAAGGUGCGGCUUCCGAUGGGCUGCAGGAGCUUCCUGCACUCAAGCGGAAUCUGUGUCGGAAGUUCAGCUUCCGAAAAACAUUCACACACUUCUGGGUUUGCAGCGUUCGGGAGCCGAUUUGUUCAGCAGCUAAGCCGUUCGGGAACCAAGGUACCACUGUACUCCGAAUUCUUGCCUGAAACCAAUAUGGUGCUCACAUCUUGAUAAAGGUUUCAGACUUUUUGAGCUCCCCAGCAGCUGUGAUGUAUCAGAGGCUCAAAUUGCCUUCGCCCGAGCGGCUGGGCAGUGUAUUUCCACUUGGGGAAGGAGGUUGCUCCAGAAGGAAAGACUCGGCCUGCCCACUCGGGCAAAGGCAAAGGCAGACAAAUGUACGGAGCCCGAAAACAUGAGCCUGUGACACAGAGCCUGAGACAGACAUGCAGAAGCCAGAGAGGGAUCGGAGCUCGCUCAGUAGGCCUGGGCUACAUCUUGGCUGCUUCUUCCUCCCCUCCUAAGGUGGGGAGUGUAUCGCGGUAUUUAGCUACUGAUAUAUCACGUUGUUGAAAACCAGAUUUCGCCCAGCCCUAGUGGGUAAGACUCAGUAGGCUCCAAGUGGCCAGUGGGUUACCUUUUGGGCAACAUGGAGCUAAGGGCAUCCUAGUUGCUGGGGAUCACAAGUGGAGAGAGGCAUCUGGUUGGACUCGAUGGGCCUUUGGUCUGAUCCAACAGGGUUCUUAAAUCAACACCUAUAAUCCUAAAUCACUUCCCCUGCCAUGGUUUCCACACACUGAGGGACCCUAGAGAACCAUCACUCGUUAAGGUAGCAGGGAUCUUGGUAUGAUCCUGCAGCAAAAGUUCCCAGGGUCCUUGAGAAACACCAUGGCAACUGAACUAGCUUAAAUCUGUAGCCCAAUUCAGACAGCGUUGCUCCAGGGCAAUUCAGCACAGCGGCCAUGGCUCUAAUCUGAAAUGGUCUUCUGUUCAAGGAAGCAGAAGCAAUUCUUGCUCCUAGCAAAGAAUGGAUGCAUUUUCCUCCCAGCCCCAAAUCUUCACUUGCAUUGCCUUUCCAACCAAGGCAUAAACUGAGUCUAAUUAGGUCAAGGUUUUUAUCAUUCCACUAAUGGCCAUAGCUACAAUCUUCAUCUCCACCUGAUCAUGUUUCAGCAAUCUGGAGUUGUUUGUGUAUCUUUGCUUUCUAAUUAAUGGCUUUUCUGAAGUGGAUUGCUAUUCCUGCUUCGCCGCUUCUUAACGCUAGCUGGUCACAUAAGCUACCACCGGAUCGCAGUUUUUUACUGCCGCGUAUCGAUACCCAGAGUGUAUAUUAAAGCAGAUUAUGUUUAAAAGCAUACAACAUUACAAUCCUGCCUUGCUUGCUUUCCAUGUUAAGUCACAAGGUAAAUUUGAUUACGCAGAGAACUGUAAGUAGAGAUGACAGAUUGAAGAUAUGAAUCCUCAGCAGUUUGUAACAGGCAUCAAACAAUAAUGCCCUUUUAGAAGUUUAUAAUAAAACGGAUUGUGCUAACUUUUGGGUUUUAUUCUUUGCCUUUCCCGUGCCUUGGUCUUCUGGCUGGCUUCUUUUCCUAAACUAUUCAGGGCUUGUGGCUUCUGCACCUUAUCCUCUUCCUCUCUACUUAAGGCAUUUGAUUGUCCUUGCAUUCAGUCAUAGUCUCUGGAUAAAUGCCCCCCUUCUUUAAAAAAAACACACAGUCAAUUUUAGAACCUGUUGAACCUCCAGCCAGCUUCACUAAGACUCAUUUUUACCAAGCUGUGUUUUCAAGCUCUGCCCUCCGCUGUCCUAGACCAGGCAUAGGCAAACUCGGCCCUCCAGAUGUUUUGGGACUACAAUUCCCAUCAUCCCUAGCUAA
Molecule: messenger RNA, 5550 nt
Organism: Zootoca vivipara (common lizard)
Lineage: Eukaryota; Metazoa; Chordata; Lepidosauria; Squamata; Lacertidae
Source: RefSeq, a predicted model, not a curated record